AUGCCGCCAAGUCAGACUGUCAAUGGAACCGUCUCGGUGUCGGAUCUCCUGAAAAGAUUGUCAACUCUCGAAUCAGCCAAGAAAGUGUCGGCGGAAGAGAUUGCAGCAGCAGUCGCAUUGAUAUUCACGAACAGCCUGUCGCCAGUCCAAUUCGGCGUUCUUCUUUGGGCACUUCACACAACGAACCUGGAUCAUUCGGCAGAUGUGCUUGCAGCAUGCGCAUCAUCUAUGCGAGAGGCAGCGGCACAGGUCGAUGCGACGGCACUACACACUGUCGUAGAUGGUCGGAGAAGGCCUGAGGGUACCUACGGAGGAGGUCUGUGCGACAUUGUAGGGACUGGCGGUGACGGACACAACACCUUCAACGUCUCCACGACAGCAUCAAUAAUAUCCUCUGCAUUACUCAUGAUCGCUAAGCACGGGAACAAUUCCUCAACGUCCAUGUCAGGCUCAGCAGACCUUUUACAACAUGCACCAAGACCACCAAUAAUCGCAGCAACGACCGCAGGAAACCUGCCGCGGAUUUAUGAGAAGACAAAUUAUGCCUUUCUAUACGCUCGGGAGUGGCACCCUGGCAUGAAGUACGCCGCAGCAACUCGGAAGGAAGUUCCGGUGCGCACCAUCUUCAACCUGUUAGGACCUCUAGCCAAUCCAUUGGAUGACACUGGACUGGUUGAGUGUCGGAUCUUGGGUGUCGCCAGGAAAGAUAUUGGACUAAACUUUGCCGAUGCCCUGCGUCUUGGUGGAGCAAAGAAAGCUCUCGUCGUGUGCGGCGAGGAGAACCUUGACGAGCUAUCCUGCGCGGGUCCUUCUCAGUGCUGGUAUCUCCACGUACCACCUGGCUCUGGUAAAGGGCACGUAGAGAUCACAAACUUCACGCUCACACCAGAGGAUUUUGGUCUGCCAAGGCAUUCACUUGAGACGGUGCACGGCGGCAAAGGUCCUGCCGAGAAUGCUGAGAUACUCAUGAGGAUCCUUCGAGGAGAAAUGCCAGACGAUGAUCCAGUGCUUCACUUCGUGCUGUUGAACACGGCGGCUCUCGUCACUCUCAGCGGAGUUUGUGAUGCCGAGGAGAGCAACAUGGGUUCCGGGGAUGAUGGUAAGGUGAUUCCGGAGAAAGGCCCUGGCGGCUUGAGAUGGAAGGAGGGUUUGCGCAGGGCGAUAUGGUGCGUGAAAAGCGGCGAAGCGCUGCGGCAGUGGGAGAGUUUUGUGGACGUGACGAAUUCCAUGCCCGCGCAAUAG
Molecule: messenger RNA, 1242 nt
Organism: Zymoseptoria tritici IPO323
Lineage: Eukaryota; Fungi; Ascomycota; Dothideomycetes; Mycosphaerellales; Mycosphaerellaceae
Exons: 2
Coding region: 1-1242 (413 amino acids)
Biological process (GO): L-tryptophan biosynthetic process
Cellular component (GO): cytosol
Molecular function (GO): anthranilate phosphoribosyltransferase activity
Source: RefSeq, a predicted model, not a curated record